AUGGCCGAGGGGCAGGGCGCGGUGGCGGGGGGCGACCCCCCGGACAAGGUGAAGCGGCCCAUGAAUGCCUUCAUGGUGUGGUCCAGUGGGCAGCGCCGGCGCCUGGCGCAGGAGCACCCCAAGAUGCACAACUCGGAGAUCUCCAAGCGCCUGGGGGCCGCCUGGCGCCGCCUGCCCGAGGCCGAGAAACACCCCUUCGUGGAGGAAGCCAAGCGGCUCCGGGCCCGGCACAUGCGGGACUAUCCUGACUACAAGUACCGACCCCGGCGCAAGGGCCGGGCCCCCGCCAAGGAGCUGCCGCCGGGGGGCCGUCCGCCCCCCCAGCUGCCCGCUGCCCAGGCCUGGGGCUACGGCGAGCCCCUGGGCUACCAGCCGGCCCGCUACCCGCCGUGUCCGGCUGCCGCGGGAUACGGGAAUGCAGCCGGAGGGUACAGCAGCCUGUCCUACGGCCCCCCGGCUCCGAUGCCCUACAAGCAAGACCCCGCCCCCCACCCGCCGGGGGUGCUGCCGCCCGACUUCCGCGACAUGAUGGCCGCCUACGGGCUGCAGGCCUGUGACGUGGGCGAGGGCUUCCCGCCGCUGCCCUACGAGCCCCCCGGGCCGGCGCCGCUGACGCCCCUCUAG
Emys orbicularis (European pond turtle) is the source of this 624-nucleotide messenger RNA. RefSeq names its product SRY-box transcription factor 15 (gene SOX15). Gene Ontology annotation, molecular function: RNA polymerase II cis-regulatory region sequence-specific DNA binding; DNA-binding transcription factor activity, RNA polymerase II-specific. Lineage: Eukaryota; Metazoa; Chordata; Testudines; Emydidae. The coding region runs from base 1 to 624 and encodes 207 amino acids. Gene Ontology annotation, biological process: cell differentiation; negative regulation of transcription by RNA polymerase II; positive regulation of transcription by RNA polymerase II. The record is from RefSeq and is a predicted model, not a curated record. The transcript is spliced from 2 exons.